GAAGGAAAGAGAGAGAGAGAGAGAGAGAGAAGCAUAAAUACAAACACAAUACAGGCAUUGCUCAAUUCCCCCAUUAUUCUUCUUUGCAAUCAAACACACGAAUCUCUUCUCUCAUCCCAUUGCUUCAUCUCAACAUACCCUUUUCACCAAUUUACCUACCUUUUCCAACUUCGCUCAUCUUUUUUCUUUUUUGCCUUUUAUUUCUCUAAUGGACCCUAAGGAAUUGUUCUCCACCAAUCUCAUAGACGGCAAGAUUGUUGCCUCACACAUUGAGAGGCAAUGCAGUCCUCUUCCUUCUGUUAUUGUUAUUGGUGCCGGUAUAUCAGGGCUUGCCGCCGCGCGUAGUCUGUAUGAUGCAUCUUUUGAGGUUACUAUACUAGAGUCACGGGAUAGGCUUGGUGGCCGCAUUAAUACUGAUUACUCCUUUGGUUGUCCUGUGGAUAUGGGAGCAUCAUGGCUACAUGGUGUCUGCAAUGAGAAUCCCUUGGCUCCGCUGAUACGUGGUUUAGGGCUUACGUUAUAUCGUACCAGUGGUGAUGACUCUAUCUUAUAUGACCAUGAUUUGGAAAGUUGCAUGCUUUUUAACACAGAUGGUCAUCAAGUUCCCCAGCAAAUAGUCAUGGACGUUGGGGAAACUUUCAAGAGAAUUCUAGAAGAGACAGGAAAAGUAAGGGAUGAGGAUCCUGAUGACAUGUCAGUUCAACAAGCAAUUUCGGUUGUGCUGAAUAGCCAUCCAGAACUAAAGCAGCAAGGACUUUCCCAUGAAGUGCUACAAUGGUAUAUAUGCAGAAUGGAAGCUUGGUUUGCUGCUGAUGCAGAUAUGAUAUCACUGAAAACCUGGGAUCAGGAACACGUCCUUUCUGGUGGUCAUGGACUAAUGGUAGAAGGAUAUGAUCCUGUUAUUAAAGCUCUUGCAAAAAAUCUGGAUAUACGCUUGAAUCACAGGGUGACAAAGAUAUCAAAUGGGUUCAAUAAGAUAAUGGUCACACUUGAAAAUGGCACAAACUUUGUAGCGGACGCCGUUAUUGUAACAGUUCCUGUCGGAAUCCUAAAGGCCAAUUUGAUCGAAUUUAUACCGAAACUGCCUGAUUGGAAGGUUGCUGCAAUUGCAGAUCUUGGUGUGGGCAAUGAGAACAAGAUUGCCCUAAGAUUUGACAAAGUGUUUUGGCCUAAUGUAGAACUCUUGGGCAUUGUUGCACCCACCUCUUAUUCCUGUGGUUAUUUUCUCAAUCUACAUAAAGCAACAGGCCAUCCGAUUCUUGUAUAUAUGGCGGCUGGCAGGUUCGCGUAUGACCUUGAGAAGCUAUCCAAUGAGUCGGCUGCGAAUUUCGUAAUGCAACAGCUCAAAAAGAUGUUUCCUGAUGCAUCCGACCCAGUUCAGUAUCUUGUAUCACGUUGGGGAACCGAUCCAAACUCUCUCGGCUGUUACACAUAUGAUUUAGUUGGGAAGCCGGAGGACGUGUAUGACAGGCUGCGGAUGCCUGUUGGUAAUUUGUUCUUUGGUGGGGAAGCUGUUUGCAUGGAUGACCACCAAGGAUCUGUACAUGGAGCUUACUCUGCUGGGAUGAUGGCUGCUGAAAACUGUCAAAGAUACCUUCUAGAGAAACUAGGCCAUGUGCAAAAUAAUCUGCCUCUAGUUUCUGUUGUUAGGCAUGAGAUGCUUGAAACUACUAAUAUACCUCUUCAGAUCUCAAGGAUGUGAUUCUUUUUCUUCUUUUGGACAAAACUGAAAAUAUUUUUGGUUCAAAAGAACCAGUCAACAAGUCAUCGAUCAGAUGCACAUUGUUGUAGUUUAAAAACCU
Arachis stenosperma is the source of this 1802-nucleotide messenger RNA. RefSeq names its product probable polyamine oxidase 4. The record is from RefSeq and is a predicted model, not a curated record. Gene Ontology annotation, biological process: polyamine catabolic process. NCBI's taxonomy places the organism in Eukaryota, Viridiplantae, Streptophyta, Magnoliopsida, Fabales, Fabaceae. Gene Ontology annotation, molecular function: polyamine oxidase activity. Bases 209 to 1702 code for a protein of 497 amino acids. Gene Ontology annotation, cellular component: peroxisome. The transcript has 10 exons.